Molecule: messenger RNA, 1269 nt
Organism: Marchantia polymorpha subsp. ruderalis
Lineage: Eukaryota; Viridiplantae; Streptophyta; Marchantiopsida; Marchantiales; Marchantiaceae
Source: the annotation of a GenBank genome assembly
GGUUGUCUGCCCCUUCAGCCACAAUCGAGUCAACCGCCGUGUUCGCGAAUCAUGGCAAAGCCUCGGCGCUUUCCCAAUCGAGACUACUUGCUCAACUGCUACGCAAAUUGUCUGCGCUCGAGGUAGACGAAUGGCUUCGGCGGUAGAUCACGUCCCUGCAGUUUACGGCUCAUCUGAGCAAGGUCCAAAAUCCCGCAACCAAAAUGAAAGUACAUCUUGCAGAUGAGAGACGAGAGAUUGCGUCCGUGUAUGACUUGCUGGCUUGCUCCCCAAUGUUGUUAGAUCUGUCGAAAGUCUGUCUCCCUGGCGGUCACUUUCGACGAUCAGUGAGGUGAACUGGCUGCGAGUGGCAUGUACAUGGUCGGAUUUGCGGCUCACAGUGACGCUUCGAGGCAGACUACACAGAGCUCAACAGAGUCAACAGCAUGCGGAAUCUGGACCGUGGAAACAGUGUGUGGAUGAUGAGGAGGUGCCAAGGACUUCUGGCCUCUUCGCAGGCAGACCAUGUCACCAGAAAUCACGCUUGUGGUUGCGUUGUACUUCACUCCGCAGCCCAGAGUGUACUCAAUAAAUGGGUGCCAAUCGAAAUCAAUACGUACGAAGGCCCGUAGCUCCAUCGGUGGACGCAAGCGCGCUCUUUUGCCCACACGCCAGACAGUCGCCGCUUGUGCAUUAUGGAGAUUGAUUCUGUUUACUUUUCGGAGAUUAGAUGGACCACGAUACGGUCAUCAAAACCUUGUCAUGAUCUUUCGUGCUUCCUCGUCCUGUACCUGCCUACUUAUUAUGCCCAAAUAAUUCCAACAUGUCCUCGCCCAUUUCUCUGUUCUCCCUCUGCCAUUAACUUCCUGCGCUUCGCUUCGAGCCCUCCGAGACCUUCUCGUACGGGCUCGUAUGAUGAGCCUCUGGACGACGGUCAUGCUCCAUACGUGCGGGAAUACCGUACAUUCGACGUAGACGAACCCUCGUCUGAAUCACGAAAUACUGUGAUAACUUCGAAGUUUCUCAAUCUUCGUUCUUUAUUUCCAUCUUUCUUCGUGCUUCUUUUUGCCUUUGUUAUUACGCUCGAUCUUCAUUACUGUAUUGUACAGUCGGCUUUUUCAUGCUGUCGAAGCCAGCCCGACGCAUGGAGGGUCUCGAAGAGUUUGGGAUGUACCGAUGUAACGACCUUAUGUAAUAAAUUGGCAUAAUCUUUGCCACUUGAGAAGAUCAAGAUCCCUACAUCUCAUUAAAAAGCAAGACAAGAGAGCAACGCAAAGGAAUGAAUAAUCA